AGCCUAGAAGGUGUCACAUACUUCACCGGGAGAUACUGCGUGUCGUCAUGCUAGGCGGGACUGUAGGGCGCAAAAAAAAAUGCUGAUGAGACAAGAUGUCGUUGCCCGAGCACUUGCACUUAGCUUCUUUCCGUCAGAGCCACGAAGGGACGACGAGACGGGGUCCGAGGGAUGGAACAUCGCGCAGAGCGAGUCCGUCUUCUGGCAGAAAUUCGCCUUCUUCUUGCGGUUGCCGCUAUUGCGUCUGCCGCGAGUUUCUCGCCGCAGAAGGACGGCAUUGGGAUGCCUCAAUCUGAAUGAAAGGGGACAACACCGACCACAAAACGCGUCAUAGCGCUCCGACACUGACCUCAGUGUUGCUGUCUAUCGGCUGCCAAGACUGAAGCGCGAUCGGAAAAAAUCGGCACGGGCUAUCGAUCAGUGGUUUAUAUCGCCUAUUACUUGUAUCAAAGCAGGGUAUUGGUAUUGGAAAUGGAUGUGGUAUCCGCAAAAAAAGCUGUCUCCCCCUUCUCAUACCCCUUCCAGACCAAGCAAUUCAAAGUCGCUCAGCAUGAAAAGCAAAACCGGUGACAGGUCCGACACAAGACAAAGACAUAUGAAAGAUGGGCCUCAUGCAUAUCGAGCAUGACAUACAACAAAAACUUCCCCAAGGAGUCUGCGCAUUGCAAGUUCAGACUGAGAUACUAUAUAUGUUCUUGCGAUAAGCGCAAGCCUAGCCGACGCCGCCUACAGAAAGCCACCCGACCUCGUCUUCCGAAU
Amoebophrya sp. A120 is the source of this 759-nucleotide messenger RNA. Lineage: Eukaryota; Dinophyceae; Syndiniales; Amoebophryaceae. The record is from the annotation of a GenBank genome assembly.